AUGAGAGGAGAGUGGAAGCUUUUGAACUCCAUGGCUGACAUGAGCUAUGGCGGUGGUGCAAGCAAACCAUUUUCCCGCCUCCACGACGCCGUUUUGGAGCUCCCCACAAGAUACUGUUAUGGCGGAGCAACCGUCGACAUCGAAUUCCGAUACGAACCCCCACCCGCGUCGCAAGAAGCGAAUAACAGCCGGGUCGAAUUCUCCCUCCGGGCCCCCGGCAAAUGGAAGACCGCGGACGAGCAGCGGAUCUACUCGUCGAGGCUGGCAGACGCGCUGCGGUCCUUCCGCCCCUCGGACUCCACCGCCGUCGCCGUUCGCGAUGCCGCCGACCGGGUCCUCGCCGUCUCCUCCAGGGGCAGGACACGCUGGAGCCGGGCGCUGAUGACCCGCCGGCUCGGUCUCCGGCUUUCCCAGAUAAGGAGGAAGCACAGGCGGGCCGCGAGACCGGACGCCGGGCCAAGAAAACCGGCGUCCCAAGGGAAACUACCGCUGCCGCUGCAGAGGAAAGCGCGGGCCUUGUGA
Messenger RNA from Striga hermonthica, 522 nucleotides. Lineage: Eukaryota; Viridiplantae; Streptophyta; Magnoliopsida; Lamiales; Orobanchaceae. The record is from the annotation of a GenBank genome assembly.